Messenger RNA from Mastomys coucha (southern multimammate mouse), 2088 nucleotides. RefSeq names its product centromere protein L (gene Cenpl). Lineage: Eukaryota; Metazoa; Chordata; Mammalia; Rodentia; Muridae. The record is from RefSeq and is a predicted model, not a curated record. The transcript has 7 exons. Bases 791 to 1828 code for a protein of 345 amino acids.
GCCAUUGAUGGAAGCCUCCAAGCCUUGCCCUCAGUUAAAAUGGCGACUCCAGUUGCUAGUUUACGUGAACUCGGCGGGCCCCUGGAGAGGCUUUCCGCGUCGGCCGCAGGGCCAGUCGGGAAACGAUUUUAAACUGGAGGGCGUGGCGAGUGUGGAGUUGCGCCUUCUCGAGUGGAGGGUUCAAGGGUACUUUUGCUCACAGGAGUGCUCCGGAGAAGGGUCUUUGAGACUCCCUGCCUUUCGUGGGCCGACGCCAGCUUCCGAAGAGUGAGGGUCGCAGAGCUGGGCUGCUUGGGAAGUGGAACUGUCUCCCCCAGGGUGAAGUCGCGCCUGAAGGAAGCUAGGUUCCCUCCAGGGCUCCUGAUGCCUCCUCUUCUGAACUCACCCGGGACUGCUUCGGUUCUCGCUUAGCCGUCAUUUUGGCCGCUCUCUUUUUCUUAAAAAAAAAAAAAAAAGCAAAACGAAAACCUUUGGUCACGACGUAGUCUUGGAGCCAGACUUGAAGAAUGAUUCGUGAAUCCGGAAUGGACAUUACGACAUAGUUUUGGUGAUUUACCCUCCAUAGAGAAUGUUGUCACCACCCUCCUAUGGCACACCACUCCUGUGGAGGAGGAAAUGGCCACGCCCCCAGAGCCAAGAUGACUACGACCCAGAUCACUGCCGACCCUACAGGAAAGAGAAAAGGAGAAUUGGGUGUGGACUGAGAGGUUGGGCUGCUGCAGAUUGUCUGGGGACACUGUAAGAAGAUGACUUCUAAAAGCCCAGAACUCCACAGGAGAGUGAAAAAACCAUGGAUUCUCAUGAUUCCCAAGGACUGACUUCUAGACGAAGGAGCUCAAAUCUUAAGGACUACUUUGUAGGUGCCACCCCUCUGCAGAAACGACUGGGAUUGGUCAGGAGGCAGAGUUCAUUUUUUCCCAGUCCAUCUCGAAGGAAAAUUCCCCAGUGUUCACAGUUUCAGGAAGAUAUCGAUCCUCAGAAGGUUGCAUUUCUACUUCACAAACAGUGGACUGUAUAUAGUUUAACUCCCCUGUAUAAAUUCUCCUAUUCUAAUCUCAAAGACUAUUCUAGACUUCUAAGUGCAUUUAUUGCUGCCGAAAAGCAAAAAGGCCUUGCUGUGGAAGUGGGAGAAGACUUCAACACCAAAGUGAUUUUUUCCACUCUACUUGGAGUGAAAGGGACACAAAGGGACCCAGAAGCGUUUCUUGUCCAGAUUCUCUCACAGUCUCAGUCAUCGCGUGAACACAGAGAGGACAAAGUGUUGUGGACGGGCUGGUUCUGCUGUGUAUUUGGAGAGAGUCUUCAGGAGAUGGUCUCAGAGGACUUCACCUGUCUGCCCUUAUUCCUUGCAAAUGGAGCAGAGUCCAAUACAUCCUUAAUCGGAGGCUGGUUUCAAAAAACCUUUGACUGUUGCUUCAGUCCUUUAGCAAUCAGUGCGUUUAAUCUUUCCUGGAUGGCUGCUAUGUGGACUGCAUGCAAAAUGGACCAUUACAUGGCUACUACUGAAUUUUUUUGGUCUGUGCCCUGUAGCCCACAGAGCUUAGAUAUUUCUUAUGCAAUACAUCCAGAGGAUGCAAAAGCUUUAUGGGACAGUGUCCACAAAGCACGUGGGGAGAUUACCCAGGAGGAAGUUGACUUAUUUAUGAACUGCCUUUAUUCACAUUUCCAUAGGCAUUUCAAAAUUCACUUAUCAGCCACAAGAUUGGUUCGUGUCUCAACAUCUGUAGCUUCAGCACACACUGAUGGGAAAAUAAAGAUUCUGUGUCAUAAAUACCUUAUUGGUGUAUUGGCAUAUAUGACGGAACUGGCAAUUUUUCAAAUUGAAUGAAUGCUAAGUGAUGUGUUAUAAGCCCUUUUGUUCAUUUGCUGAAUUGCGAUGCCUGGUGGAACAGUGGAAGAACUGGAGCACUUGUUUUCUCAGGGUGCCUUUGGAGCUGCCCAAUUGGAACAUAGUAGUGGUAGUGGGUGAGCCAUGUUCAUGGGCGCGUGUACCCAGCAUAUCACUGUGGCUGCAUCAUAUUAUAAAAGAUGCUGAAUUGUUAAUAUAAAAGGAUCCAAUUUAGUUAAAUAAACUUCUCUAAAAUCUGG